CAACUUACGUCCGUCAUGCGUGCUCCCGGUUCGAGAACUUACGCAGGACGUGCAGCGGUUGUAAGAGGAAGGAAGAUGGCGGAUAACAAAGACGAGGAGGAGAUGGAACCGUCAUCUAAUGCGGACCCAGUGCCUUCAGGGCAAGCCGAGAAGCAGUCUAGCACAGAAAGCGAAGACAACGUAAUAGCUAUAGAAGCAGAUUCGAAGGGAGAUCCAGAAACCGAGUCUCCUAAGGACGCUAACGAGGAGCUCAAUACCAGCAGUGAAGGAGUGGACGAUAGCACUGACGGGGCAACCGAGGCUACUGCUGCUGCUGCCGCUGUUGUUGCGGCAGAGGAAGCUGACGGUAACGCUAGCAACGCAGCUAGCCCCACCGAGACCAGCAACGGCAACUCAGAACCGUCGGCAGUUGACGCUGUUCCUGCCGCGGAUGCUCCUGUUAGCGGAAACACAACUGAAACAUCUCCAGCUCCGACUGCCCCAGCGGCGGCGGCAACGCCGGUGUCCACUCCUAUUAAUUUACUGGAUACGUGCGCUGUGUGUAAACAAAGUCUCCAGACUCGAGACUGUGAACCAAAACUUCUCCCCUGCCUACACUCGUUUUGCCUGAAAUGUAUCCCGCAGCCGGACAGACAGAUAAGCGUACAGGUGCCUGGUCCACACGGUCAAACGGAUACGCAUAUAGUAAAUGUCAUGCGGUGUUCGGUUUGCCACCAGGACUACAAGCAAAGUGACAUUAUCGACAAUUACUUUGUCAAAGACACAACGGAAGCUACCAGCACAUCUGAUGAAAAAGCUGCGCAGGUGUGCACAAGCUGUGAAGACAACGCUGGGACAGUAGGCUUUUGUGUGGAGUGCGGAGAAUGGUUGUGUAAAACCUGCGUGGAGGCCCAUCAGAGAGUGAAAAUUACCAAAGACCACAAAAUCCGUACAAAGGAAGAUGCUGAUGCUGCGUCUGAUUCUGUCACGACAGGACAGAGGCUAGUUUUCUGUCCCAUCCACAAGCAGGAACCUCUGAAACUUUUCUGCGAGACAUGCGACACUCUAACGUGUCGGGACUGUCAGCUUCUGGAGCACAAGGAGCACAGGUACCAGUUUCUGGAAGAAGCUUUCCAGAACCAUAAAGGAAUCAUCGAAGCCAACAUGGCCAAACUACAGGAAAAAAAGAACUACGUCCAUUACUCUGUGUCUCAAUUGCAAAACAGGUUAAAAGAGCUGGGUGAGACUCAUAGAAAAGUGGAACAUGAGAUCAAGAUUGCUGUAUUCACUCUUAUAAAUGAAAUCAACAAAAAGGGCAAAGCGUUACUUCAGCAGUUAGAGAGCGUGAACAAAGAGAGGAGCUUGAGGCUGAUGGGUCAGCAUAAGGACACCACCCAGCUGGCUCAACAGAUCCACCAUGUGCUCAACUUCUGCAACUGGGCCAUCACUUCAGGCAGCAGCACUGCAUUGCUUUAUAGCAAGAGGCCGAUCAUGUACCAGCUUCGCCAGCUCUUCAAGGCGAGACUGGAGCCAGCCCCACAGUCCAAUGGAGUUGUACGGUUCUUCUGUGACCCAACGUUUUGGGCUAAGAAUGUUGUCAAUUUAGGUAAUUUGGUUAUUGAAAAACCUCCUCCAGUCCCACAACCUCCCGGUGUGAUGGUAGGCGGACCGGCCAUUUCACCAGGCCAAAGUCACCCCGGCAAACAUCCAGGGCAGAUCAACCUGGCUCAGCUCAGGCUGCAACACAUGCAACAGGCUGCAUACGCACAGCAAAAACAUCAACAGCAUCAGCAGCAACAACAGCAGCAACAGCAGCAGCAGCAGAUUCAGCAACAAAUGCGAAUAGCCUCCCAAAUGUCCCAGCAGCAUGCCAGGCCAGGCGGCCCGCCUUUGGUUCAGCAGCAGCCUCCAAGGCUCAUCAGCAUGCAGCAGCUACAAAGAGCUGGAGCUAUCAAUGGUGGGACCAACCCUUCUAUGUACCCCUCCUCCCAUCAUAUGCGUCUGGCUGGUCCACCACAAGGCCGGAUGCCCACAGCUCAGCCCAGACAUAACGGACAGCAGUAUGCCCCGAUGAUGCAGCCUCAAUUACAAAGACAGCAUUCCAACCCCGGACACGCUGGCCCCUUUCCAGUGGCGUCCCUGCAUAACGCCAGUCCCACGAGUCCGACCAGCGCCAGCAUGGCCGGUGCCCACGCACACCGCGGCCCUGCCAGCCCCAUAAUUGGUCCCAUCGAACUCAUCCCCUCCGUCACUAAUCCUGAGAACCUGCCCUGCCUCCCUGAGAUACCGCCCAUCCAGCUGGAAGAUGCUGGUUCCAGCAAUCUCGGAUACCUCCUCUCUCGUUGCAUCUCCGCCAGCCAACAACACCAGCUGGGCUCAACAGACAUGAACCCCUCUCCCGGACUGUCGACUCUUUCUCCUGGAUCGUCAGGUCUAUCCAACGCUCACACACCGGCGCGACCUUCCAGUACGUCAAGUACAGGCAGCAGAGGCAGUUCUAGCUCUGCUGGCAGAGCGGGGACAGGUGGUGGAUCUGCUGCAGAGCAGCUGAAGGUGAAGAAAGAACCCUGCACUGAGGAUGACUACAGCUGCUCCUCUUCUGUGAAGACUGAGCGAGCCAAAGAUGCUGGGAGGAGCGCCUGCAUGAUGAGCAGUCCAGAGAGCAGCCCACUGGGCGCUCCGUCCGCAGGGCCAGAUUCUUACAGGGACGUUGGCGAACGCGUCAAAACGGAGCCCAUGUCUGAGACGUCUUGCUCUGGACUGAACGGCACGUCGUCUUCCACCAGCACUGCGACAAGCCAGACGGGCUCUGCGCUCACCAAUGGAAGCGUAGUCAAAAGAAGUGGGUCGCAUGAUGCAGCGCAGGGCGGUGGCGGGAAAGAUGACGACCCCAACGAAGACUGGUGUGCUGUUUGUAUCAACGGCGGCGACCUUCUCUGCUGCGACCGCUGUCCUAAAGUAUUCCACAUGAAAUGCCACGUACCCACCAUAAAAAUCUUCCCACAAGGUGAAUUUCUCUGCACAUUCUGCCGGAGUAUAGCUGACCCAGAGAUCGAGUAUUGUGAUGAAAGCAAGAGGAUCAAAGGAGAUCAGAGCCUGAGUCCUGAAGACCAGCGGAGAUGUGAACGCCUGCUUCUGUAUAUUUUCUGUCAUGAGCUCAGCAUGGGCUUUAGGGAACCUGUUGCAAGCUCUGUGCCCAACUACUACAAGAUAAUUAAGCAGCCCAUGGACCUAAAGAAGGUGAAGAAGAAGCUGCAGCUGCGAAGCUCCCAGUAUUACAAGUCCACACAGGAGUUUGUGAACGAUAUGCGCCUUAUCUUCAAAAAUUGUGCAAAAUACAACGAGAUGUCUCGAAUAAUCCAAGUUUAUGAUGAGGAGAAAGAGAUUAAUACCCAGGCGGGAUCAGAGAUGGCGAUAUCUGGUAAGGCGGUGAGCCUGUACUUUGAGGAGAAGCUGCAGGACAUAUUCCCGGAUCAGCACUUCCCCGACUCGCCGGAGCCCGGGUCCUCCGACGAGAAGGAGAAGGAGAGGGAGGACGUGGACACGGAGGACUCCGAGGAGGACUUCAUUCAGCCGCGACGCAAACGGUUGAAAACGGACGACAAGCUUGUUCACAUCAAGUAAAAACCCAGCGUAAAGAAACAACAAGUUAAAAGACUGUCUUCCUUUCAUCUCCCAUCUUCUUCUUUUUAAUUACUAUUAUUUUAGGGACAAAACGUUUUCCACACAAACUCAUCAGAUUGUUGCCUUGGAACGAAAGUAUUUACAAGUUUUCUGUCAUUUUAUUCUGCUUCCUCCCGAGAGCGUAAACACGGAUCUCCGAUUUCAAGGACACUGACCCGCUUGUACAGAUUUUAAAGUAGGACUUUCUGUUCUGUUGUAGCUACCAACUGAUUUGUUUUGUUUUCUGUCACCCAUUUGUAGAGUUGUAACAAUUUCUUUAUAAAAGCAUUUAACUUGACUUAUUCUGUUUGAUGUAUAUUAUCUAUGCUUUGACAUUGAGCCUACUAAGUAUUUGUAUGACUUUGUGGAAACGUUGUGUACAUAAGAGAGUCUACAGUAUAGGUGUUUUGGUGCGUCAAUAAAACCUGUUCUUGAAGUACA
This is a messenger RNA of Gambusia affinis (western mosquitofish), 4083 nucleotides long. RefSeq names its product tripartite motif containing 33 (gene trim33). Lineage: Eukaryota; Metazoa; Chordata; Actinopteri; Cyprinodontiformes; Poeciliidae. Gene Ontology annotation, molecular function: zinc ion binding; protein binding. The record is from RefSeq and is a predicted model, not a curated record.